AUGUUUGACGAUUCACGAACAAAAGCUCGCGAUUUUCUUGAAUCGUCGUCUAUUGUAUCUGAACUUGAAGAUGUUCUCAAUCAUCUUGUUUUCGAAAAGCCCGAUGAUCUUCACGGUUAUCUUGCAAAUCAUUUUUUGGGUCAAAGCAAACAACCACAAAUUGUUAAUUUGACAUUCAGACAAUUAAUAGGUCCUGCUAGUGAAGCAGCAAUGAAUAUUGAUCUUACUAUUGCACUUAGAAAUAGAACUGAACGACAUCGAGGACUUACAGUAAAUUUAUUACCAGGUAAAUCUCAUAAAAAUAUGGCCAAACAAUUAGAAGAUUUGGCCAAUUCAGCAUCACUAAUGACAUUUCUUAAUCGAAUUGACUUAUACGAUCAAACAGCAAUUGAUGAACACCUUGUGGAUUUCCGUUCAAAGCGUUCGUCUGAAAUGGCAAAAAUAUUAGCAGUUGAGUCUGAAAAUUCAAAUAGUGAAUCUACUGCUACUGCCACAUCAACAAAAACACCCAAUAGUACACGUGGACCUGCGAGUGCUGGUGGAAUUAAGGGCGGUACAGCUCCUCCACCAAGUAAAAAAGCUAUGAGUAAAGAUAUUCAAUCGAUUGAGAUUCUUGCCGAUGAACCAGAACCAUUAUCAUAUGCCGGUCAACUAUUGACAACAGGUAUAUCAUUAACAUGUCUUUUACUUACUGCUCAACUACAACAAUCAAAUUUAUUUCGCCUUAUACAACUUCCAUCGAUUACUAAUCUUUCCAUGCCAUUACCAAUCAUACCUAUUCUUCAAAGCGGACCAACAUGUCCGGGUAAACAAGCACUCAUUAAAUAUUUUAUGCUUAUUCCAACGCCCAAUGUUACACACAAUGACGAGUGGAUCCAUAAAGUACAUAAUAUUAUUCAAUUUCUACGUGAUUCAUUAGCAAGUACAAAAAGUGCAACUCUUCAGUCAACAUUUUCUACUGAUGAUGGUUGUCUUGUUUUUCCCAUGGAUAAACCCGAACAAGGAUUUGAUUUACUUCAAAAUGCUGUCAAUACUGUAUGUGGCACUGAUGAGCACUACUUUGAUUAUGCCGUACAAAUGGGACCGUAUGAAACAUUUGAUUAUAUCAGGGGACGAUAUGAAGUAGCGACUGGUUUAUUAAAAACACCCGACGAAUUAGUUGAUACUUAUGCUGAUUGGAUUGAAGCUUAUCCUCGUUGUAUUAUGCUGAUUGAUCCUUUUCGAUAUGCUGAUAAACCAUCCUUAUCUCGUUUAUGCGAUCGAGUAUCAAAUAAAUGCUACGUAACAUCAACCGAUAUACGUCGUUAUCGAAACGAAAAUAAUAAUGAUGAUGAUCAAAAUACAAUUAAUUGUCAUUUGUUAUCCUUAGAUAGUGGUCCAACAAUGACUGAGUUCAUACAACAAGCAAAUGCAUUGCGUGAAACUAAUGGCUAUGCCUUGGGAUUAUUUGAAAGAGAUCAUCAAGAAGUUGCGCAAGUUCAUUUAGCAGAUAUGGCUGUUGGUUUCGGGUGUCGCUUUAUCAAGCUUCCAGGUUUUCUUUCAUUAGGUGGCCAACGAACAUCUGCUAUACUUCAACGUCUUUCUAUAAUUCGGGAUGAAAUCGAAACCAACGAUGGCGAUCAAUUGGAAUGGCCUAAACAGCAUGAAUUCAUCCAUAUUCGAUCGUCCAUUGAUACAACGGAAUCAGAAACAAUUGUUUCGCCGACUCCUACGAAUGCGAAAACUAAAGACAAGAAAAAACGGCCCUAA
Molecule: messenger RNA, 1749 nt
Organism: Rotaria socialis
Lineage: Eukaryota; Metazoa; Rotifera; Eurotatoria; Philodinida; Philodinidae
Source: the annotation of a GenBank genome assembly